Molecule: messenger RNA, 813 nt
Organism: Closterium sp. NIES-65
Lineage: Eukaryota; Viridiplantae; Streptophyta; Zygnematophyceae; Desmidiales; Closteriaceae
Source: the annotation of a GenBank genome assembly
AUGUACAUCACUCUCUACUACCUCGUCACCCGGCUCCUUGACUCCCUUCGCUCAGUCAGGGACCACUUCCUCUCCCUUUGCCCCACCACACUCACCGUUGACCUCCUCGAGGAGCGCCUCCUUGCAGCUGAGAAGAGUAUAGUCGCUGUAGGAGCCUCUCGUGGUGACCCUCGUGCCCCUUUCUUUGAGGGGUGCUCCCCUGUCCCCCUUUUGCCCUCUGUUGCCUCUGCUGCUGAUGUCGACCUCGUUGGCAUUGAGUCGGUCGACACUGCAUCUACUCCUAGUGGGAGGCGCCGCAGCGGCAGGAGCAAGGGGGGCAAGGGUGCUGGAGGAGACGGCGGGGGCGGUGGUGGUGGCGGUGGAGGCGGCGAAGGGGGUGGGGGUGGAGGCCCGCACGCCACGCAGCGCUGUUUCGACAACCUGAUUGAUGCCUGGCUUGCACAGUUUCCUAACGCCACUGAGCUCCCUCACUGGGGUGAUCUCCUUAAGCCUGGUGUUGCUAUCUUUGAUCUAGACUUUGAUGCUAUCCUUGCUGCUAUGCAUGCUAUGACUAUUAGUGCUGAGGGUGACUGUUACCUGUGUGUUCCGCCCGACCCGGGCAUAGAGGUUGCUGCUCCAGGUGCUAGUGAGGCUGCUGCUCCAGGUGCUGGUGAGUCCGCUCUCUCAGGUAUCGCGUCGGCACAGGUCUUGCACACUUUCACCUUUGACUUGAGUGCUUCCCGUUCCUUCAUUCGCGACUGCACCACACUCACGCCACUCAGGCGGCCAGUGGCAGUCUCCCUGGCUGACCCCUCCACGGUGUGUCUCAGGUAG